GAUAAAGGGGCGGGGCCUGGCGCAGCCUGAGCCAGCGGGGAGCCCCUCUGCCGUGAUGUCACUGGGAACAAUCCCGAACGUUCCGAGCGCUGCGCAAGGGGAAUCCCCAGCGCGUCGGAGCCGGGAGUCCCCCGUAGGGGUGGGGGGAGAGCUCAUUACCGUAAUUAAUGGACUCCCCGGGGCCGCGCAGUGACGCCGGGGAUCGCGGCGCGGGGGAUGCCGGCAGGGAAGGCCGGGAGCCCCGCAGGUGCGCGCUGCCUCGGCGCCUGCUACUCAGCGCGGCGCCGCGUCCCGAGCUUCCCGAGCACCGCCGGGCUCCAGGCGGCAGGGACCUGCGUGCGUGGGGCAGCGGGCGAGGCCGGGCUCGCUCACCUAGGCCCGGUGCAGCCGUAGCAGCCUUGCGUUCGGGUUCUUCGUGGUGCCGCACAGGCAAUACAGACCUACCGUGCCUGCCACAGGUGCCUGGAAUCUCAAAAAGGUCGGAAAUCACAGCUCUACAGCAUCCUUCCACGCUUGUACGGAUAGCUUUUGUGUGCAGUAUGGACUCCCUCAGGAUGCACCCUAACAUCUUCCAUGCUCCUAAGACAAAAUUAUUCACCCUUCUCAGAAGUCCGCCACAGUCGAAUACAAACAUUUUUCCUUGCCACGGCUCCGCUCCCACCGUGCUUCCGGCUUGUUGCGGUGUCCCACCAGCUCUGCUCCUCUCCUUCUUCAGGCAAGAAAUGAAUGAAAGUGAAAAGCUGAGAGAUAUCUUGAAUCUAAUGAGGGGAGCCUUGAGUCUGAAAGGUUGAGAGCCACUGACCUAGGAGAAGAUUUUUGUGAAAAUUUCAGUCUCAUUAAUUUUUUAAACAUAAAAGUGCUCAGAGAAUUUCAGUAUAUGCAGGCUAUAGGGCAAAUACUGCCCUUCUCAGUUGCAGUCAAGGGAGGAAGUAGAGUCUGGAAAGCCUGAUGUGGUGUUGGAAUUCAAAUGACUCAGUCAGCAUUUCAGAUAAAAUGUGUUUAUUAAAUCUAAAGUCCAAUAUUAUUUGUAUGGCUAGUUUAAACAAAAAUACGGUAACAACAUACUAGCUAUACAUUAAAUAGCAGUGUUAAAAUACUUGUUAAUACCCACACUGUAAUUACAAUUACUAGCAUUUGAUCAGAUUACUAAACAGUUGGGCUGGCAAGGGAGAUUCUGCCUGUCCCAUGAUGGCUGACUACAGCAAAUCAGCUCCCAAAUAACCCAUCUUUCUUGAAUCCCUUUUAUCCCCAUUGUUUUAUCAUUUCAUCAUAUUCUCUGAGUUCAGACCUAAUUAGAAAAUUCAUGUACACUUAUCUUGCCUUUCCAAUAAAAGAAUGAAACUUCCCUUGUCCAUUCUUGAUGAGAUUUUUUCGGUACCUCCUAGGAUAAUGUUUAAUGUGUCAGGCUGGCACCAUUUCUCCCCUCUUUCCUUGGAGAGUACCACAUCAUAGAUUCAUAGAUUAAUAGAUUGUAAGACUGGA
Molecule: messenger RNA, 1482 nt
Organism: Alligator mississippiensis (American alligator)
Lineage: Eukaryota; Metazoa; Chordata; Crocodylia; Alligatoridae
Exons: 4
Coding region: 168-791 (207 amino acids)
Source: RefSeq, a predicted model, not a curated record